CCGAAGGAAAACGAUGGAGAAGGUGAGAGAUAAUGGAAAGGAUGGCGCUGAAAAGCAGACACAGGCGCCCAACAUCACACCGAUGAAGCCUGUGACCCACGAUGCCUACGGUGGAGGGAUGUACGGCACCGAGCCCGGGCAACAGAAGAACCCCACUAAGCCGCCUGCGAGUGAAGCCCAGAGUGCUGAUGGGCCUGCUGAUGGGCCUGCUGAGGCCACCGCCAAGCCCAAGCACACCCCUCCGCCUUCAACCGGUGAUCGAGAUAUCGAUAUCACCGGCCAAUCUUACAUUCAAUAACUAUUAAUUAAUCACUGUUUCCUUUUUCAUAUAUAUUCCAUGUGUUCUAGACUUCUAGUUGGUGUUACUCUAUACUUUUUUCUGUGUAGUCUCCAAUGCUUUUUUAAUUUAAGAGUGUAUAUUUUUUAAUUUCGUAA
Corylus avellana is the source of this 435-nucleotide messenger RNA. RefSeq names its product transcription activator-like protein. NCBI's taxonomy places the organism in Eukaryota, Viridiplantae, Streptophyta, Magnoliopsida, Fagales, Betulaceae. The record is from RefSeq and is a predicted model, not a curated record.